GAAGGCAAUAGAAACUGAUGGGUCGCCUGGUUACACACUUCAUUCAGUGUGUUUGAGACAUCUUUUCUAACCUUUGCAAAGUAACGAUGGCAUGCCAAGCAAUCUGAUCUCACCGUCUCACUAACUUUAACCUGGAACGAUUCUCGCCUUCACCCAUCCCGCUUUCCAUUCAAUGCCUAACACUGUGGAAAGUGAAGGAGCAAACGUAACUGGCACGAGUGACCAUGCGGCCCCAUCACGAGCCCCGAGUAGGGAGGAUGAGCAUAGUUUCCUGAGUCCCUUGACACGGGACGCCCUGCGAGCCCGCCGGGCCUCUAGCGCUGAACUUCAGCUGCCAUGGACCUGCCCUGUUACCCACUCACGCGAAAAGUUUUACACCGUCUGCUCCGAUUACGCCCUACUCAACCAGGCCGCGCCUGUACUGCGGACCACCAGCGUUACCAGGGACGCAUCCCUUAGCAAGCCGGACAACGGGGCGGCGUUUACAAAGUCCGGUUCGGUCUCUCUCUCCCAGGGUCCUGGCAGCGGGACCAGUGUGUCAUUAGAUGUGGACUGUGAUAUGGAAUUAGUGCCCUCCUGUAAUACCAAACCCGUUUUAGCGUGGGAGAUAGACACAACCGAUUUUGAUGCGUUCUUAACUCGAAAAACUAGGACAAGCAAUCAAAAGAAAUUCAGCUCAAAGAAGAUGAAAUCUGCUGACAGACCCAGCAGGAAUCUGCAGGACCUUCCUCCUCAGCCAUCUCUGGAGGACAUCAAACAGAGGAAAGUUCUGGACCUCAGAAGAUGGUACUGCAUUAGUCGACCUCAGUACAAAACAUCCUGUGGAAUCUCCUCUCUGGUCUCCUGCUGGAACUUUCUGUACAGUACUUUGGGAGCUGGAAGUCUUCCACCCAUUUCCCAGGAGGAGGCUUUGCACAUUCUUGGUUUCCAGCCUCCGUUUGAAGAGAUCAAAUUUGGGCCUUUUACUGGCAAUGCCACUCUAAUGAGAUGGUUUAGGCAGAUCAAUGAUCAUUUUCGGGUACGAGGGUGCUCCUAUAUUCUGUACAAACCCCACGGGAAGCACAAGACUGCAGGAGAAACCGCUGAAGGAGCUUUGCUGAAGCUGACCCAGGGACUCAAGGAUGAGUCCAUGGCUUAUAUCUAUCACUGUCAGAAUCACUACUUUUGUCCUGUUGGCUUUGAGGCUACGCCACUGAAAGCAGCCAAGGCUUACAGGGGGCCGCUUCCUCUUAAUGAGAUGGAGUACUGGAUUCUCAUUGGUGAACCAAGCAGGAAACACCCUGCCAUUCACUGUAAAAAGUGGGCAGAUAUUGUGAUAGAUCUCAACACGCAGAACCCAGAAUACCUGGACAUUCGCCACACGGAGAGAGGUAUUCAGUAUCGUAAAACUAAGAAGGUGGGCGGGAACCUGCACUGCAUCAUGGCAUUCCAGAGAGUGAACUGGCAGAAGCUAGGACCCUGGGCACUCAACCUGGAGAACCUGAGACAUGACAUUCACCACCAAGGGACAGAGCUGAGAGCCCAAGGUGGGUCAGGGGAGGGCACAGAGGACCGAACAUCCUCCAAACACCUUUCUCGUCUGGGUCGGUCCCACAGCACCGGAAACCAGAGACCAGAUCAGGCAUGGAAACGGCUGUCCAACACGACAGAAUACCGACACAAAGAGUCACCUGACAGCGAUCUGGAUGAAGACAUCACCGACUGAAACCAGAUGUAAAAGCGAAGGCUGCUCAGAGCUAGGAGAAAAUCAUGAUGAAGGAGAGGACAAUAAUGUCACAGAACAGGCAGUGGAAACUUAAACUGAGCUAAAAGAACGUUCAUUGUCAUUUGUUCCCUGUUUAGUGGUUACUUACAGGACAAUCUUACAGUGUCCUCUCCCUCAAUUAUAAUAAUCCUAGAGCCACGAGGGUUGCACAGAAAUCAGGCUAUAAAAUGUGAAAUCAUGACCAUUAACGCCAAAAAAAUGAGGUAUUUUAUUUUCAUGUGCUUCUUAGUGGAAUUAUUUAUUAUAGAAGUGUUUAGCACAAAGAUGUUAUCCACCAUUUGGAUUCUUUAUAUAAAGUACAUAUGGUUUAUUUAUAGCAAUGCAUAGAAAACUGGUAUCAGUGAAGUUGACUCCUGUUACUGUGCUGACAUCAUGUUGAAAGUGGAGAGAAAUGUGUGUGUUCAAUUCUGUGCAUUGUUCUGAACUGAACCUGGUCCAGAAGAUGGUCUUGUGACACUACAGAGUUGUGAGACUAACAUAUCCUAAUGUACAAAUUCUUUGAAAGCACUGGGAAACACUUGUUUGUGUCUUCAUUCACACUGAAUAAAGUUAAAGUAAUGUGAAAAAGAGAGAUCAGUAUUUGAUGUUAAGUGGUAAAUGAAAAUCAGUUUGUAAACGAGUACUUUGUGAAAAGCUUAAAGAUUUGACUGCAUGCACGCUUCCAUGUUAUAUGCACAGCAAUGUUCAUUCCUACUUUGCCACUGCAACUGUGUACAGUCUGUAAGGUACUAAGAAUCUCACGUAGAUGUGAAAUACUAGUGUGAAUUCAGUGCAGUUGUUAUUCCCUUUU
Molecule: messenger RNA, 2555 nt
Organism: Chanos chanos (milkfish)
Lineage: Eukaryota; Metazoa; Chordata; Actinopteri; Gonorynchiformes; Chanidae
Product: basic immunoglobulin-like variable motif-containing protein
Exons: 10
Coding region: 173-1705 (510 amino acids)
Cellular component (GO): nucleus
Molecular function (GO): single-stranded DNA binding; DNA endonuclease activity
Source: RefSeq, a predicted model, not a curated record